AUGAGGUCUAUUCUUCUUUUAUUGUCGUUAUGGAUCGCAUCCGUUGCGUCGCAGCAAAUGCAAUUCUUACCCGGAUGUGAACCUAGCGGCACAGCGACAGGAAGUCAAGGUUUUGACAUUAGAUUUUAUGAUUAUCCGUUUACUUCAUAUGAUAAUAACCGGAAUCGAGGAGUUCCAGAUAGAGUUACAUAUCUUACCCCAGAAUACCUCAAUGGGGGAUAUGCAAAUAACCAGGAGUUGGGUUCCGCUAGCGGAGUCACGAACUUGACCUUUAUAAAUCAAUUUGAACUGGGUCGUGGACGUGAGAUGGUUGAAGGUAAUUUGCCGCCUAACUAUAAUUUUCCAAGAACUUUCUAUAUAUCGAACUUUGCUUACUUAGCAACAGGUUAUUUCAGAGCUCCAGAGACCGGAGUGUACACUUUUACUCUUGAUUAUGUUGAUGACUAUGCUGUUGUGUCUUUAGGUGGAGAUGCUGCCUUUGGUUGUUGUCAAGAAGGCGCGGCUAAUAACCCCACGGAAUUUCAAAUUAACGCGUUGUGGGCAAGAGAUCAGCCCGAAGGUAUUGCAAGUACAACAGCAUUUUUGAGAGCAGGGGCAUACUAUCCUAUAAGAUUAUUUUAUGUUAAUACGAAUAACUGGGCUGGAAUUAGAUUUACUUAUACUGAUCCUAAUGGUAUCAGACAUGAAGUUUUUGAAGAUGCUAUUUAUCAAUUCCCAGACCAGCCAGAGCCAUGCUCCGAAGAAAUCGCAACCACCACAUCUCCAUAUGAUGGUUCAGUCACUACGACUGCAUAUACGACUUUGUCCACUUAUACUAAUUCAUUUAACAUCAUAACUACUGGACAGGUAGUGGUAGUUAACACACCUUAUCCUCAAGCUACACAGACGACUACAACCGGCUGGACCGGUUCAUUCACUACAACCACUUCGACUGCUGUUGCAACAGUAACAGGUACUGAUGGUGUUGAAACGAUUGAGACAACCUUCUACGUUGUUACUCCUACGGCAGAGGUAUCUACUACAGUGACUAGUCCCUGGGACAGUAGUUUCACUUCCACCACAUCUACGGAUGUGGGAACUGUGACUGGUACCGACGGCAUAGAAACUGUUGAGACUACAUACUAUGUCGCUACCCCUACUGCAGCAAUAUCUACUACGGUGACUAGUCCCUGGGGCAGUAGUUUCACAUCCACCACAUCUACGGAUGUGGGAACUGUGACUGGUACCGAUGGCAUAGAAACUGUUGAGACUACCUACUAUGUCGCUACCCCUACUGCAGAAGCAACUACUACAGUGACUAGUCCCUGGGACAGUAGUUUCACCUCAACCACCUCAACUGGUGUUGCCACUGUGACUGGUACUGAUGGUAUCGAGACUGUUGAGACUACAUACUUCGUUGCGACACCAACAGCUGCUUUAGAGACCACAGUUACUAGCCCAUGGGACAGCAGCUUCACCUCGACUACGUCUACUGGUGUUGCCACAGUAACCGGUACUGAUGGUAUUGAGACUGUUGAGACUACAUACUUCGUUGCGACACCAACAGCUGCUUUAGAGACCACAGUUACUAGCCCAUGGGACAGCAGCUUCACCUCGACUACGUCUACUGGUGUUGCCACAGUAACCGGUACUGAUGGUAUUGAGACUGUUGAGACUACAUACUUCGUUGCGACACCAACAGCUGCUUUAGAGACCACAGUUACUAGUCCAUGGGACAGCAGCUUCACCUCAACAACGUCUACUGGCGUGGGUACUGUGACUGGAACCGACGGUGUUGAGACUGUCGAGACAACUUACUUCGUUGCUACUCCAACCGGUGUUCUAGAGACCACAGUUACCAGUCCAUGGGACAGCAGCUUCACCUCGACUACGUCUACUGGCGUGGGUACUAUAACUGGUACCGACGGUGUUGAGACUGUCGAGACAACGUACUUCGUUGCUACUCCAACCGGUGUUCUAGAGACCACAGUUACCAGUCCAUGGGACAGCAGCUUCACAUCCACCACAUCUACUGGCGUGGGUACUGUGACUGGAACCGACGGUGUUGAGACUGUCGAGACUACAUACUUCGUUGCUACUCCAACCGGUGUUCUAGAGACCACAGUUACCAGUCCAUGGGACAGCAGCUUCACAUCCACUACAUCUACUGGCGUGGGUACUGUGACUGGAACCGACGGUGUUGAGACUGUCGAGACUACAUACUUCGUUGCUACUCCAACCGGUGUUCUAGAGACUACUGUUACCAGUCCAUGGGACAGUAGUUUCACAUCCACCACAUCUACUGGCGUGGGUACUAUAACUGGUACCGACGGUGUUGAGACUGUCGAGACAACGUACUUCGUUGCUACUCCAACCGGUGUUCUAGAGACUACUGUUACCAGUCCAUGGGACAGCAGCUUCACAUCCACUACAUCUACUGGCGUGGGUACUGUGACUGGAACCGACGGUGUUGAGACUGUCGAGACUACAUACUUCGUUGCUACUCCAACCGGUGUUCUAGAGACUACUGUUACCAGUCCAUGGGACAGCAGCUUCACAUCCACCACAUCUACUGGCGUGGGUACUGUGACUGGAACCGACGGUGUUGAGACUGUCGAGACUACAUACUUCGUUGCUACUCCAACCGGUGUUCUAGAGACUACUGUUACCAGUCCAUGGGACAGUAGUUUCACAUCCACUACAUCUACUGGCGUGGGUACUGUGACUGGAACCGACGGUGUUGAGACUGUCGAGACAACUUACUUCGUUGCUACUCCAACCGGUGUUUUCGAGACUGCAGUCACCAAUCCUUGGACUGGAAGCUUUACUACAACUACUUUGACUGAAGUAGGUACUAUGACUGGUGAGGAUGGUGUUGAGACUGUAGGAACCACAUACUUCGUUGCUACUCCAACCGGUGUUUUCGAGACUACUGUCACCAGUCCAUGGGACAGCAGUUUCACAUCCACCACCUCCACUGGUGUAGGUACUAUAACUGGUGCAGAUGGUGUUGAGACUGUCGAGACAACUUACUUCGUUGCUACUCCAACCGGUGUUUUCGAGACUGCAGUCACCAAUCCUUGGACUGGAAGCUUUACUACAACUACUUUGACUGAAGUAGGUACUAUGACUGGUGAGGAUGGUGUUGAGACUGUAGGAACUACUUAUUAUGUUGUUACACCUACGGGCUCGGUUCCAACUGAAGCAAGUGGCGGUAUUCCAGGAGAGCCAGCAACCGUAACUAUCACUACACCUUGGACCGGCACAUUUGUGACUAGUGAAACGAUUGCAAGUACACUAAUUGAUGAAAAUGGUUCUCAGACAGUGGAGGAAGUUGUUGAGAUCUUCACUCCUGAAGUUCCAGGAGAACCAGGAGAGCCAGCAACCGUGACCAUCACUGCACCUUGGACCGGCGCUUUCGUGACUACUGAAACAACUGAAACGACAAUAACUGAUGCUAAUGGCUCCGAAACUGUGGAGGAGGUUGUUGAGAUCUUCACUCCUGAAGUUCCUGAAGUUCCAGGAGAGCCAGCAGAGCCAGCAACCGUGACCAUCACUACACCUUGGACUGGCGCAUUUGUGACCACUGAAACCAUUGAAACCACAGUAACUGAUGCUAAUGGCUCCGAAACUGUGGAGGAGGUUGUUGAGAUAUUCACUCCUGAAGUUCCAGGAGAACCAGGAGAGCCAGCAACCGUGACCAUCACUGCACCUUGGACCGGCACAUUUGUGAUCACCGAAACAACUGAAACGACAAUAACUGAUGCUAAUGGCUCCGAAACUGUGGAGGAGGUUGUUGAGAUCUUCACUCCUGAAGUUCCUGAAGUUCCAGGAGAGCCAGCAGAGCCAGCAACCGUGACCAUCACUACACCUUGGACUGGCGCAUUUGUGACCACUGAAACCAUUGAAACCACAGUAACUGAUGCUAAUGGCUCCGAAACUGUGGAGGAGGUUGUUGAGAUAUUCACUCCUGAAGUUCCAGGAGAACCAGGAGAGCCAGCAACCGUGACCAUCACUACACCUUGGACUGGUGCAUUUGUGACCACUGAAACCAUUGAAACCACAGUAACUGAUGAAAAUGGUUCAGAAACAGUAGAGGAUAUUGUUGAAAUUCUAACACCUGCAGUUUCAAUUCCACCUGAAGCUACUGGCGGUGUUCCACCUGAAGCUACUGGCGAUGUUCCACCACCACCUGAAGCUACUGGCGGUGUUCCACCACCACCUGAAGCUACUGGCGGUGUUCCACCACCACCUGAAGCUACUGGCGGUGUUCCACCUGAAGCUACUGGUGGUGUUCCACCAAGUGGCGGCUCCCCUCCAUGUGACUCACAACCAGAAGGUUCACCAGCAGACGGUGCUCCGCCAUGCGUCGCUCCUCCACCAAGCGGCGGUGCUCCACCAAGCGGAGGUGCUCCACCAAGCGGAGGUGCUCCACCAAGCGGCGGUGCUCCACCAAGCGGCGGUGCUCCACCAAGCGGAGGUGCUCCACCAAGACAACCUGGCGGAGGUGCUCCACCAAGCGGAGGUGCUCCACCAAGACAACCUGGCGGCGGUGCUCCACCAAGCGGAGGUGCUCCACCAAGACAACCUGGCGGCGGUGCUCCACCAAGCGGAGGUGCUCCACCAAGACAACCUGGCGGCGGUGCUCCACCAAGACAACCUGGCGGAGGUGCUCCUCCUACAGGAACCCCAUCUAGCGGUCCUACAAUCCCCGCUCAACCAUACGAAGGUUCUGCUAUAUCAAUUAUACACUCCAAGAGUGCGCUACGUGCUGUGGUUGUUUUCUUUGUGUCUGCUCUCGUCUUUUAG
Eremothecium sinecaudum is the source of this 4788-nucleotide messenger RNA. Its product is annotated as HER087Cp. The coding region runs from base 1 to 4788 and encodes 1595 amino acids. Lineage: Eukaryota; Fungi; Ascomycota; Saccharomycetes; Saccharomycetales; Saccharomycetaceae. The record is from RefSeq and is a predicted model, not a curated record. The transcript has a single exon. Gene Ontology annotation, biological process: flocculation.